Monomorium pharaonis (pharaoh ant) is the source of this 5691-nucleotide messenger RNA. RefSeq lists its product as uncharacterized. Lineage: Eukaryota; Metazoa; Arthropoda; Insecta; Hymenoptera; Formicidae. Gene Ontology annotation, molecular function: nucleic acid binding. The transcript has 2 exons. The coding region runs from base 1 to 5691 and encodes 1896 amino acids. Gene Ontology annotation, biological process: DNA integration. The record is from RefSeq and is a predicted model, not a curated record.
AUGCCGCGUGGUAAUUAUAAAAAAACCUUUGAUAUGAUUAAUUCUCCGACACAACGUAAAAUUCGUAAAUUAGAAUUAGAAUUAGAAACUGAUAUGAUUAAUGAAGCUUUAAAUGAACCAUUAACAUGUAAUGUAUCUAAUGUGCCAUCUAAUGUACCAACAUUUAAAAUGAUUGAAAAUGAUUCACAUACAUCAACUUUUUAUCAAGAUAAUAUAGAUGCAGAUUUAUUAAAUGAAAUAACUGAUUCUGAUCAAACAAAUCCUAGUUCAAGUAGUGAAGAAGAAAAUAAUGAAAUUUUAUCUUUAUUUGAGGAACAAGAGUUUUUGAGUAAUGAUGAUGAAAUUGAAGAUAAUAAUAAAGAUAAUGAAAAAAUAGACUUUAAAACAUUUCUGGCUAGUUGGGCAGUUGAAGAAAAUAUUUCACAAGUAUCUUUACGUACUCUUAUAAAAGCAUCUCAAGCGUUAUCGAGUCAAGGGGUGCGACAGCACUCUAUUGAACGAGCUCUUGAUAACUUUAAGAAGCUCGGUCGAAACAAUUUGACGGCGGCGAAAAUUCGGUCGCGCGCCACGUCUCUCAAGGAAAUCUGGCGUUCAUACCAGGAAGGUCACUCCACGUUAAUGCAGAUAGUUCCUGUCGCCUCCCAGUCUACAAUAGAGUAUUUCAGCAAGGCUCAAUACGACCAGACCGAAGAAGUGUACAACACGACGUUGGAUUAUAUGAUGGACUGUCUGGAGGAUAUCGAGCCAGUAGUGAGUCACCACAAUCAGUCUCUCGAGACUGGACCUGCCGUUCAUGACGCGACUUCGCUCUCAUUAGUGCAUUUGCCGCCUAUAAAUCUGCCGCCGUUCGACGGGAACUAUGCGGAUUGGGAAACAUUCCGCGAUCGCUUUACUUCCUUAAUCAUUAAUAAUAAAGACUUGAAUGAUUUCGGACGCAUGCAUUUUCUCGUGUCGUCGUUAAAAGGCCGUGCUAAAGAACGUCUCGCGACUCUCGCGGUUACCGCUAACAACUUUAAGCUUGCGUGGCAAACAUUAACCGCACGGUACGAGAGUAAACGACGAUUACUCUCGUUUCAUUUAUCCGCGCUGCUCGAUUUGCCCAAUGUGAGUCGGGAAUCCGCCAGCGAAUUACAACUUUUAUGCGACAAAAUUAAUAUAGCGAUUACCUCACUGCAGAAACUCGAUCGCACUCCGAGUGAUCUUUGGGACGACUUCCUCGUAUUUCUGACGUCACAAAAGUUAGAUUCGGCCACUCGUAAAGCGUGGACACUUCAUACCACUCACGCCGACGCGCCGUCGACGUACGAAGCAUUAAGUCGUUUUGUCGCCUCUCGCAUCAGCGCACUGGAAGAAUGCUCUCCUGAUAGCAACUCAAAAUCCGCCUCUAAGUCUGCGGCUUCGUCGCGCGUCCACCUUGCUACGUCCGAUAACGCAGCGCUAACUUGUCCGCUGUGCAAGUCCCGUCACUUUAUUAAUUUAUGUCCGCAAUUCAUCGCGAAAAAUGCGAAUCAACGGCGGGAACUCGUCAAGCGAUUCAAGCGCUGCGUCAACUGCCUUAGCAGUCGUCACUCCGCGUCCGAUUGUACAAGUAAAUAUACCUGUCGUCUGUGCUCUAAGAAACAUCAUACGAUGUUGCACAUCGAUGCGGAAGCGAAUUCUGAUGCGGCGACGAGCACCUCACAACAUGCGAAGGUGUCGUCCGACGCGGCGCCCGCAGUCGAAGUGAAUUCAUUGCUCUCCUCAGCGCAACCGCGCACUAAUGUUCAAAUACUUUUAGCGACCGCAUGGGUCACUGUCAGGGUCGCUUCCGAUCGAUCUGUAUCCGUCAGAGCUUUGCUCGAUCAGGGCUCUGAAGCCACGUUCAUCAGCGGGAACGUGGCUCAAUUGCUGCGCGCGAAACGCAUCCGAAUGCCGGUUUCCAUCUCUGCCGUCGGCGGGACUCAUGUCGGCACGGUGCAACACGCCGCCGCGAUCAUUAUAUCUCCUCGUGCGUCGACUACGCCGGCUUUCGAAACGACGGCGCUUGUCCUCAACUCGCUUACGUCGUACGCUCCGAAAUUCGUCUCGGACUUGUCCGGCUUUCCGCAUCUCGCCGGCUUGUCAUGGGCGGAUGCUAAACCGACUAGCUCCGACCCGAUUCAACUCAUUAUCGGCGCCGAUCUUUACAGCGACGUAAUCUUGGAGGGCGUUCGAAAGGGGCAAAGCGGACAGCCCGUCGCUCAAAAUUCCGUAUUCGGCUGGAUUAUCUCCGGUCCUCUCGCGCCGACGAUCGACUCGUCGCGAGCUUCCGUCGUUCACUCGCCGCCUCAUCAAUACUCCGCUCACCUCACAGUACACAACUGCUUGCUCGGUCAGUCUCUCGCCGAGGAAAUCCGGAAGUUCUGGGAAAUCGAGGAGCUCCCUCAGUCUCAGACUCUAACGCCGCAAGAUGAGUCAUGCGAGAUUCUCGGGAGCACUCAUUCGCGUCGGGAGGACGGCCGAUAUAUCGUGCGAUUACCCUUUAAAAGGGGCCCGCCAAUCGACAUCGGUCGCUCGCGGGCUGUUGCCGAACGAUUAUAUCAUUCGCUAUUACGCCGUUUCCGCCUGCAUCCGGAGUUGGAACAAGAAUACGACCAAUUUAUGCGUGAAUAUGAACAGCUCGGGCACAUGCACGGGGCAUCGCUCUCGCAAGACGCCUCUCAUCAAUCUGUUCAUAUUCCGCAUCACCCGGUGUUCCGCGAAGGAAGUGCGACGACGCACUUACGCGUCGUGUUCAACGCGUCGAGCGUCACGUCAAACGGGUUAUCGUUGAACGAUUGCUUGUACGCGGGUCCGAAAUUGCAGACGGAUUUGCCCGCGAUUAUUCUGCAAUGGCGCCAUUUCAAGCUCGUUUACAUGGCUGAUAUCGCGAAAAUGUAUCGCCAAAUUUUGGUCGAUCGGCGAGAUAUAGACUACCAGCGUAUUGUCUGGAGGGGUGCUAACGAUCAGCCUAGCGAUUAUCAGUUGCUCACCGUCACCUACGGUAUGACAUGUGCGCCGUUCCUAGCACUUCGCGUCCUCCGCAGUCUUAUCGACGACGACGGGCACCGUUUUCCGUUGGCCAUCCCCAUUCUGCGCAAUCAAAUUUACGUCGACGACGUUCUAUUCGGGGGUGAUGACCAAUCCGGCGUCCGAGAAUCUCGCGACCAACUCGUCGACUUACUACGCUGCGGUGGAUUCGAGUUGCGAAAAUGGGCGAGCAACUCGCCGGCAUUGCUCAGCGACGUCGAUCCGUCGGAUCACGGACUCGCUUGCGACCGACACAUUGCGACCGAUGAGAGAGUAAAGGUUCUAGGCAUUGUAUGGAAUCCGGCGCGUGAUGUCUUUCAAGUUAGAGUCUCUCUCUCCGAAUCAGUUCCUCGGUGCAAACGAGCAAUUUUGUCAACAAUCGCAAAGCUAUACGAUCCCCUGGGGUGGGUGACUCCCGUCACCGUCUCAGCUAAGAUAUGUAUGCAGCAACUUUGGCGUCUUAAUGCGACCUGGGACGAAGACAUUCCUGAGACUCUUUUCCGUCAAUGGCAUUCCAUCUAUUCUCGGUUUUCCUCACUAAACGAUCUCAAUAUCGCGCGGUGGACAGGAGUCCAAUCAAACGUCUCGCAUAUCGAGCUUCACGGCUUCGCCGAUGCCUCCACCCUCGCCUACGCGGCAGCCGUCUAUCUGAAGGUUGUCUCCGCCUCAGGUGCAGUGACGCUCUCGUUGCUCGCCGGUAAGUCAAAGGUUGCUCCCAUUGCGCCUCUCACCGUCCCUCGCCUGGAACUGUCCGCGGCUCUCUUGCUCGUCCGUCUCGUAAACUUUGUAUCUGGUUCGCUCUCGAUUAAAUCUGUUCCGUGUUUCUGUUGGACGGAUUCAACCAUCGUGCUUACGUGGUUGCGCGCUCAUCCAUCACGAUGGAAAACAUUCGUCGCCAACCGCGUCAGCGCGAUUCAAACCCAGUUGCCGGACGCUGAGUGGCGUCACGUGCCGACCUCUGAUAAUCCCGCGGAUUGCGCAUCACGAGGCUUGUUCGGUGACGAAUUAAUUCAUCAUGCUCUGUGGUGGCGGGGACCACCUUGGUUGCAAGCCUCACGGGAGGAUUGGCCUCGCGAGCCCGCCUCGCCGGUUGUGGAUGCUCGCGCCGAGGAGAAACUCGUAUCGUUAAAUGUAACUUCCCCGCCCGCCCGGUGGGAUCUUGCGACUCGGUAUUCUUCGUGGCUCAAACUUAUUCGUAUCACGGCGUAUCUUUUCAAGUUUAUUAACGCCUGUCGACGCCGUAGCGUCGAUUCCUCUUCUCUCAUUUCCUCACUUCACACCCCUUCACUCCUCGAAUGUAAGUCAGCCAAAACAUUUUGGCUCAAAAGCAUCCAAUCGGAGCUUUUUUCGGUUGAGAUUCGCGCUCUAACCGCCGGUAAAACCGUCCCUACGAGGAGCUCGUUGGCCGCUUUGACGCCUUUUCUCGAUUGCGACGGGAUAUUACGCGUGGGAGGUCGUCUCCGUCACGCUCCUCUCCCAUAUAAAACACGCCACCCCGUUUUGCUGGCGUCGCAUCCUCUCGUGAACCUCAUUGCAUUGCAAGCUCACUUGCGAGUUCUGCACGGGGGGCUGCAGCUCACCCUUAACACGCUCCGUCACGAGUAUUGGAUUGUUCGCGCUCGAAGUUUGGUCAAGGCGGUCAUCCACAACUGUACCGUUUGUUGUCGAGAGCGAGCCGCGAUUCCGGUUCAGCUAAUGGGGGAUCUCCCCAAAGCGCGCGUUUCAACUCCGUCUCGGCCGUUUUCUCACUGUGGUGUCGAUUACGCCGGGCCCGUACAGACACGCGCGUCCGCCGGGCGCGGUAUAACGUCGAGGAAGGCAUAUAUCGCUGUAUUCAUAUGCUUGGCCACACGCGCCAUUCAUUUGGAGUUAGUCGGGGAUUACUCGACUCCGUCGUUUCUUAAUGCGUAUCUUCGUUUUUGUUCGCGACGAGGCCUCCCGUCGGCAAUGUACUCGGACAACGGCACGACGUUCGUUGGCGCCGACAGGGAGCUGCAUUCCGCUUAUCAGCAUGCCCUGCGCGAUCCUGACUUCCAAAGUAAAACUGCAUGCGAUAACGUCUCGUGGCAUUUCAUCCCCCCGUCUGCCCCGCAUUUCGGUGGAUUGUGGGAGGCGGGUGUCCGCAGCAUGAAGCAUCAUCUGCAUCGAAUUUUAGAUCGUACCACGCUCUCGUUUGAAGAGUUCACUACGCUUUUGUGCAGGAUCGAGGCAUGCUUAAACUCACGUCCGAUCGCGCCGUUGUCCGAUUCAUUCGACGACUAUGAGAGCCUUACUCCGGGACAUUUCCUGAUAGGCUCCGCUCUCAAUGUUCCGCCUGAACCUUCGCUGCUGCAACUUAACGAAAAUCGGUUAUCGCGGUGGCAACUUAUUCGUCACCUCUCUGAACGAUUUUGGAAGCUAUGGGCGACCGAUUACGUCAACACGUUGCAGCAGCGAAGCAAGUGGCGAAAGAUUCACCCGAAUCUAAAAAUCGGGAAAAUAGUUCUAUUGCGCGAUGCGACGCUACCUCCGUGCAAGUGGAAGCUCGGGCGAGUCACGCAGCUUCACCCCGGUGCCGAUAACAUAACACGCGUCGUCACCGUGAAAACCGCAACAUCCGAGUUUAAGCGCCCAAUCGGGCAACUAUGCCUCCUCCCCGUCGAGGACGUAACGUCGAGCGACUAA